Molecule: messenger RNA, 3265 nt
Organism: Linepithema humile (Argentine ant)
Lineage: Eukaryota; Metazoa; Arthropoda; Insecta; Hymenoptera; Formicidae
Source: RefSeq, a predicted model, not a curated record
AAUGACCAAAAACUUCUAAGUUCAAGUUCUAAGUACAUAAAUCGAUCGAAAACAUGGGAAAUUACUCUUAAUAUCAAAUGGCCAGAAGUUAUGUCAUUUAAUGGAAUUGGUAAAACUAAAGGAAUAGCCUCUAAGAAUGCAGCUAUGAAAUGCUUACACUGGCUAGAAAUGAAUGAAAAGUUGAAAAAUGGUAAACCGAUCAUCUAUAAUAAGGAAAACUUAAGGGAUAUACAAAAGCCAAUUAAACUAAAUGUAACUCCCGGAAUUCUAAAUAACAUGAUAAAUUUGGUUGAAACUUACGACAAGGAAAUACGGAACUUAACAGCAUGGGAAGAUGUUUUUAAUACUCCUUGCUUUAAUACCAUAUAUCAAACUGUACCUGAUCAUCCAAUUGUUGGAAAAACAACGUAUACCGACAAAGAAGCUCGCAAUACUACAUUGAGACAAAGAUUAUUUGAAAGAAGCACCAAUGAAGUUAACCUACCAAUCUUCGAGUUUAAGAAUGAAAUUCUCUCUAAAUUAGAAAACAAUCGUGUUCUACUGAUAGAAGGUGAUACAGGAUGUGGUAAGACUACCCAGGUUCCUCAAUUUAUAAUGGAUAGUUUUGCACAGAAUGGGAAUGCUACAGAUUGCAAUAUAUUGGUGUCACAGCCACGUAGAAUCUCGGCGAUCUCUCUAGCAGAUCGCAUCGCGCACGAAAGAGAUGAGGAAGUGGGGGAUGUUGUGGGUUUUCAAGUGAGAUUGGAGCAUGCACUGCCGAGAGAACUCGGUGGGAUACUUUUUUGUACUACGGGUAUUCUACUAAAAAAGUUGCAGAGCAAUCCUAAUUUAGUAGGAUGCUCACAUGUGAUUUUGGACGAGGCGCACGAACGCCAGAUCGACACCGACAUGCUGAUGAUCUUGCUCAAGAGAGCCCUCAAACAAAAUUCUGAUUUGAAAGUGUUGAUUAUGUCAGCGACUAUAAAUGCACACUUGAUUCAACAAUACUUUGAUUGCCCUGCUGUUAAAAUACCCGGGAGACUCUAUCCCGUCAAAAUGAAUUUUCUGGAAGAUAUCGAGCGCCUACCGAAUAUCCAGAAAUAUAGAUACAUCAGAUAUAGAUACAACGAUAAUGAAAAUGAAAGAAUUACAGUUAAUUUUGAGAAAAUAGUACAAAUUAUAAGAUGGAUUUCUCAGCAUAAACCACCUGGUGCUAUUUUAUGCUUUUUACCAGGAUGGAACGAAAUUGCAACUGUGCAGACUAUGCUUGAGGAAUCUACUCUCGAUUCUGAAAAUCUAAUUUUGCCGAUUCACUCCAAAAUAUCGCACAAUGAACAGCGCAAGAUUUUUCAACAUGCGCCCGCGAACAUGCGGAAGAUUAUCUUGGCCACGGAUAUUGCUGAAACUGGCAUCACUGUUACCGAUGUAGUUUACGUUGUAGAUUCUGCCAUACGAAAGGAGUCACGAUGGGACGAUAUUAAAAAUUUGUCAUACAUAGCCAAUCGUUGGGUCUCUCAAGCAAACAUCCAUCAGCGGAAGGGGAGAGCUGGACGAGUUAAACCUGGUGAAAGUUAUCAUUUAAUUACAAUGGCAGAAUAUAAGAAAUUAGAAUCGCAUCCAAUGCCGCAGGUGUUGUGCAAUCCUCUAGAAAAAGUAAUUCUCGACAGUAAAACGUACACGAAUGAAAAGGCGAUUGACUUUUUGGGUAAAUUACUGCAACCACCUAAUCCAGUCACAAUACAAAAGGCAGUGGAGUACUUAAUAGACCUCGAAGUUCUGGACAACGAGGAGAAUCUUACAACUUUGGGUAAACGAAUGAUGUUAAUUCCGGCGCAUCCUAAGUUUAGCAAGGCAUUAGUAUAUUCUUCCAUUUUCGACUGUAUACAUCCCGUUGUAACGAUAGCCAGUGUUUUUUCUGGCGAAGAGAAUCUUUUUUAUGGUGUACUGGAUCACAAACUUGAUAUCAGGGAAAACAAGAAAUUAUACCAUCCAUUCAGUGAUCAUAUCGCGAUAGCAUGGAUAUAUAAGCAAUGGUUUAUAUACAACACUACGAAUCCAAAUUUAAUAUCGAAGUUCGGUAAAAAGAUGAAGCUCCGACUGAAUAGAAUGCAAAUAUUAAACCAAAUACGAGGUACAUUUAUUCAGCAGUUGAUCCAAAGUCAUUUAUUGACCAAUGUUGAUGUAGCGCAUUGUGAAAAUUUCGAUAUUGCUACAAACAAAUACGAGAAUAAUGACGAACUAGUACGCGCUUUAAUAUAUUCUGCUACACAACAAUUGAUAGAACAUAAAGACAUAGGAUUUAAGAAUGGAAUUCUGAGAACUGGUGUCAACGAAUUACGAACGCAAAAUCAUGCCAAGGUUGUAAUUUCGGGGGAAAGUGUUAAUUACAAACGAAAAAGUUGGCCGAGUCCUUAUUUGACAUACUUUAAUAGCACACAUUGUGAAAUGAGACGUGGUACGGUGAUUCGUGAAACAAGCAUGAUAUCACCCUUAACAGUAUUACUUUUUAGCCAAGGAAAUACACAAUGUCACAAGCACGAUGAUGACAGGACGGAAAUUAUAAUUAAUAUCAAUAAAAAACAUUGCUUAAGAUUUUCCUGUGAUAACAAUACGGCUGACGUGCUCUUAAAAUUUAAGGAUAUUAUGUGGUCUCUAGUGCAGUACUCAUUGAAGAAACAAGGAUUUAUUGCACAUGAUGAUUUUGAUUCAAAAAAGAUAUUUGAUUACAAAAAUAAAUUACUCGAAACUCUCUCAGAAACACUACUUACAUCGUCUAAACUGAUAGAAAAUGUUGAAGAUAGCAAAAUCUCUAUAUCUUAAAAACAUGAAUACGUACAUAUAAGAGAAUUUGGAAGUUCUACAUUUUUCCCAUUAACAGUUUUUAUUAUAAAAUAGUGAAAAUUUGUUAUACAUGUAUAUACAAGGUGAUGUUUUGCAUAACUAGAAUAACAACGUUGUUUCGAUUAAAUAUUAUGACAUACUCAACAAAGUUUUAUCACGCAAUAAAAAAGUCGGACUAUUGUUCGAUACGUCUAAGUUAAUAAAUAACUCUUGAAUUUCUUCGAUAACGCAUAUUUUAUUUUGAAGCGCUUGACACACCCGAAACCUACCGACACCAAUUUGCUCAAGCCAGAAUGACCGAGCAAUUAUAACAAUUUUUUUCCCAUAAUCUCGAAUGCUACGUUACGAUCGCUUGCGAGCAUUUAACAACGUACAAAACUUAUUGUUAAUUCGAGCAUCUAAAUGGAUUCUUUAAAAAAUAAAAUAAUUUUUAUGGAAACAAGAU